Molecule: messenger RNA, 2322 nt
Organism: Sclerotinia sclerotiorum 1980 UF-70
Lineage: Eukaryota; Fungi; Ascomycota; Leotiomycetes; Helotiales; Sclerotiniaceae
Exons: 1
Coding region: 1-2322 (773 amino acids)
Biological process (GO): ribosomal large subunit biogenesis
Cellular component (GO): nucleoplasm; Noc1p-Noc2p complex; nucleolus
Source: RefSeq, a predicted model, not a curated record
AUGGCGAAAAGUACCAAAAAGUCCACUCGUAAAUUCGAGAAGAAUCAUCUUAAGGAUACAUUGGAGAAGCGCAAAGAUGGAGCAAAGUAUAAGCAGAGACAACAAAUGAAAGCAAAGCGAACAGCACGAAAUGCCAAGGAUGCCGAAUUUUUGGGAGGAAAAGAAGGUGGAGAGGAGGGUUCAAAAGCCAAACCGUCUGCAAAAGAGGAUGCAUUCGGGAAGAUGAGCGUUGAUGAUUUCUUCCAAGGUGGUUUUGAAGUCCCAGAAAAGCUUGAGAAAAAAUCGAAACCAAAGAAAGGAGCAGAGAAAUUGGGAAAGAGGAAGAGAACUGAGCCCGAGGAGGAGGAAGAAAACGAAUCAUCAUCUGACGAUUCAAUUGGGGAGGCUCCAGUAAUGAGUGAUAGCGAAGAUGGUGAUGAUGAUGAGGAAGGAUUGACUGGUAUGAGCAAGAGUGCCAUGGAUGCUCUCGCUGAGAAGGAUCCGGAAUUUUACAAAUAUCUCAAGGAGAACGACCCAGAAACUUUGGAUUUCGAAGACGAUGCGGAUUUUGCUGAGGUUGACGAAUUAAGUGGCGAUGAAGACGAGCAACCGCAAAAGAAGAAACAAAAGAAGUCGAAGAAGGCAAAGAAAGAGCAGGUGGCAGAGGAGGAGGAAGAGGAGGAAGUUGAAGAGGAAGAUGCCUCAGAGGUCACAAAAGCAAUGGUGAAGAAGUGGAACAAAGCCAUGACCGAGCAAAAGUCUCUGCGGGCCAUGCGACAAGUUGUUCUAGCAUUCAGAGCAGCUGCGCAUGUCAAUGAAGACGACGGAAAGGAAUACAAAUAUUCAAUAUCGAAUUCUGAUGUCUACCACGAGCUCCUGCUUAUUGCUUUGAAGCAAGUUCCCGAGGUUCUCAAUCAUCAUCUUCCAGUCAAGGAGACUGCGGCUGGCAAAGUCCGAGUAUCAACGGACUCGAAAAAGUUCAAGACGCUGUCACCCCUCUUGAGAUCACACAUUACCUCUGUUCACAUCUUCUCUCUUCUCUUUCCGAUGCUUCUACCCUCAAACUCACACUUUCCUCUGUCAUACCACUUUUACCAUAUCUUUUAUCGUUUAAGAAAGGUUCUCAAAAAUGUCGUUAAGACUGUGGUAGACAUCUGGUCCGAUGCCUCGAGCACAGAAGCAACCCGAAUCACUGCUUUCUUGGUCAUCCGACGCUUGGCAAUAAUUGGUGAUGCUGGAUUAAGGGAAGCUGUUAUGAAAACAGUUUACCAAGGGUUGCUCAAAGGAAGUCGGAAUACUACCAUACAUACUAUCCAGGGAAUAAAUCUUAUGAAGAACUCCGCUGCUGAAUUGUGGGGAAUCGAUCAAGGUGUUGGAUAUACCACAGGUUUUACAUUUAUUCGACAAUUGGCAAUCCACUUGCGAAGCAGCAUCACAAAUAACCAGAAGGAAUCAUACAAGCAAGUCUACAACUGGCAAUACGUCCAUUCUCUUGAUUUCUGGUCGACUGUUCUAGCUGAGCACUGCAAUUCUUUGAAGGAGGCCGAAACAGGAAAAGAAUCCCAACUUCGGCCGCUCAUUUAUCCAACCGUUCAAGUCACACUCGGAGCUAUGCGUCUCAUUCCAACUUCUACUUAUUUCCCACUUCGAUUCCACUUGAUCCGUUCAUUACUUCGACUGUCCCGAGCCACUGGAACAUACAUUCCUUUAGCAUCUGUUUUACUCGAGGUUCUUAAUUCCGCGGAAAUGAAGAAGUCUCCGAAGCCGAGCACACAAAAGUUCUUCGAUUUUACAUCCAAUUUCAAAGCUCAAAAGUCAUAUCUUCGUACACGAAUUUACCAAGAUGGUAUUGGAGAGCAGGUGGCUGAAUUACUUGCCGAAUUUUUUGUCCUCUGGUCUACUAGCAUUGCACUUCCAGAACUCACAUUGCCAGUUGUCGUAAUGUUGAAGAGAUGGCUUAAAGAUGCUUCAAACAAGAGCUCUGGAAACAAGAAUAGCAAGGUGAAUUCCAUGUUUGUACUCCUCAUCCAAAAAUUGGAGGCAAACUCGAAAUGGAUCGAGGGAAAGAGAGCUAAGGUUGAGUUCGCUCCCAAUGAUCGAGCUGGAGUUGAUGGUUUCCUGAAAGGAUUCGAAUGGGAGAAGACUCCACUGGGAGCAUUCGUUGUUGGACAAAGGAAGCAGAGAGAAGAGAAGGCAAAGAUGUUGGAAGAGGGUAGAAGGGAAGAAGAUAGGAAGAGAAAGUUGGAGAGAGAGCAAGAAAAGGAGAUGGGCAGUGAUGACGAUUCUGAGGUGGUGUCAGAUGAGGAAGAAGACUCUGAAGCGGGCUUUGAGGGUGAAGAGUAA